Molecule: messenger RNA, 876 nt
Organism: Mesocestoides corti
Lineage: Eukaryota; Metazoa; Platyhelminthes; Cestoda; Cyclophyllidea; Mesocestoididae
Source: the annotation of a GenBank genome assembly
AUGAAGCACAUCACAAGUGCCUACGUUAAGUGGAAGCGGGGAUUGGCUGAUAAGGUCCGUCUGACGAAACACCGAUUGGUUCGGACGCUUCUAGCAGAAUGCCUCGGCACGGCCAUAUUGGUCGCUUUUGGCACCGGAGUUGCUGCACAAUCCAAACUGACCGAGGGUGAAUUCGGCACCACUUUAGCCGUUAGUCUCGGUUACGCUGCGGGAAUGUCCCUUGCGCUAUUCGUAGUGGGGUCACGUAGCCCCGGUUUGUGCAACCCCUCUGUGGCUUUCGCGAAUGCUCUCGUUGGCCGCCUUGACUUUCUGAAGAUGCUUCUCUUUUGGCUUGCUCAACUGAUCGGUGCAUUCCUUGGAACUCUGGUAGUUCUUGCCAUCUACUGGGAAAAGGUCAUGGACUAUACAAACCUACACGACAAUGGUAUUCUCAAUAUGUCCUCCACUGGCACAAUCUUCUCCAGUACGGCUAACGGCUCAACCUCGGAACUGUGCAGUAGUCAGGUGAUUAUUGGCAUGAUGACCAUUGUCGGAAUUAUGGCAAUCUUGGACAAGAACAACUGGAAUGCGCCGCACUUCUACGUCAUUAUCUACUCCGCCGUGGUUGAAUUUUUGCUCUUCGAUGACUUCACAGUUCAAUCAACCUCUUCUAAUAACCCAGCGUUAGAUUUGGGAGGCCGUUUAGCACUACUUAUCACGGGCUGGGGAGCAUCGGCAUUCACGUUUAAAGACUAUGCUUUCUGGAUCUUUUUGGUGAUGCCCUUCGUCGGUACCCUGUGCGGUGUUCUGCUCUACGAGUUGGUCAUCGGCAUUCACCUCCCGGGAGCAGGGGAAGACUCCAAGAAUUUCGAAGAUAAUUUUAAAGAGGAGGAGUGA